Messenger RNA from Chara braunii, 4209 nucleotides. The record is from the annotation of a GenBank genome assembly. Lineage: Eukaryota; Viridiplantae; Streptophyta; Charophyceae; Charales; Characeae.
GUUUAAGACGUGCUAUGGGCAUUUCGAAUGACUGGUCAUGCCAUUUGACCUUACGAAUGCCCCGACCACUUUCCAAGCGGCUAUGAGAACGUAGUUCCGACACAUGCUGGAUCGAUACGUACUUAUCUAYCUCGACGACAUCCUGGUGUACAUCUGGAGUUUGGAGGAGCAUGUGGAACACCUGCGCACCGUUUUGGAGCGGCUACGACAGGCCAAGUACAAAGCAAACCGCGACAAGUGCGAGUUCGCACGACAGGAGCUGGAGUACUUGGGACAUUAUGUGACGCCGCAAGGCAUCCGUCCGCUUGCGGACAAGAUCGAGGCCCUACGAGUAUGGCCCAAGCCCACCAACACCACAGACAUUCGUUCAUUCAUGGGAUUGGCGGGCUAUUAUCAGCGAUUCAUCACCGGAUACUCCAGGAUUGCUGCACCUAUGACGAGGUUACAGUCGCCAAAGGUGCCAUUCGUAUUUGAUGACGACGCACGCCGAUCAUUCCAAGCACUUAAGACGGCUAUGCUCAUGGCACCCGUCCUUAGCAUCUAUGACCCCACCUUGCCGACGAGAGUGACUACGGAGGCUUCUGGCUGUGGCAUUGGGGCAGUCUUGGAACAGCACGACGGCGACGACUCGCACCCUGUGGAGUAUUUCAACCACAAAGUGCCUCCCAUCAACUCGCUUGAUGAUGCAAGGAAGAAGGAGCUACUCGCGUUCGUCAUGGCUCUCAAGCGAUGGCGGCACUUCCUCCUUGGGCGUCGUAGGUUCACAUGUGUUACGGACAACAAUCCAUUGACCUGCUACAAGACGCAGGAUACGGUGAGCAGCACGAUUGGACGAUGGAUGUACUUCAUCGACCAAUUUGACUUCACACCGAAACAUCUUCCCGGCCUCUCAAAUCGCGCAGCAGAUGCACUCUCGCGAAGACCCGAUCUUUGCGCUAUGACACAUCAUGCCUUCGCAUUCGACGAGGAGCUUCAGCGACACUUCAUCCGGGCAUACGAGUCUGAUCCGGACUUCGCCACGCUGUAUGCACAGCUAUCUUCGGAUCACCCGCCGGCCAGCCAUUACCGCAUUGCCGACGGGCACUUGCUCCUCCACUCGGGAGACAAGGACUUACUAUCCCAAAAGGCAAUGAGCGGGAGGGAGAAGAUGGACUUUACCCGAGGACAAGGGGGAAUGACAACGUCCCAAACGGGACAGUCGGCAUCACAGUCAGGUACAACACCGACAACAGGCGAAGCCAAAUCGCGAUCUUUGGGACAAAAGGCGAUGGACUUCCUUAUGGAGAAAACGCAGGUUACGGCGGAGAUCAAGAUCACGAAAGAAGUAGUCAAGGGAGAGGGUGGGAAGGAAGAGGAAGUGGACGUUUGGGAAUAUCCUGAAGAGGAUAUCCAAUCUCUGAAUGAACUGUACGUGAAGCAUGCGGUUUUGUUCAACUUCUCGGGAAGAAGCAGGGRGCUUUCUUUAAAUGAGAAGAGAAGAUGGGUGAGGGACAGACUGUUAGCUAUGGAGGAUAUACCCGGGAAGGAACCAAUGGUGUCAUUCCACAAGAGAGGAAGGUUUGUCGUGAUGAUCGUCUGCGUGGAUCCUACCUAUGCCCAGUACCUGCUGUCGAUCGGCUCUUUAAAAUGCAAAGGGGCAAUAGUCACAAUUCAACCCUGGAAGCCGCCAAGACCACCCCAAGCCGAAGCAUCAAGACACAAACAAUCAAUGCUGAGGAACCAUUUCUGGGUUCAGUUUGACAACUUAUCGGAAGGGAUGCACAGCUUCGUGCAAAGAAGACUGCAGGAGGAAUUUCCGAGCAAUCCAAUCAUAGAAUGGCUCYCGGCCAACCCCGACUUCCUGGCGCCAAAUCACGAUGCAAGGGUGGCUUGCUUGGAAGUCAAGUCAGGAGCACCGCCGAAGUUCCCGGAUCAAUGGAUUUUCAAGAAAAGUGGCCAGAGAAUCACAGUCUUCAUCUCGACCAAGACCAACCCCUUCUGUUUCAAAUGCAAGGGUAGAGGUCACCUGGGAACCUCUUGCCCACAAGGCGAAGCAGGAGCAACAGGAGGAAAAAAGGUGGCAUUGAGACAAUCUAUGCUACAGGAGUGUGAAAGCAAGCCAGGAGUCUGGUACAUCAAUACCUCCUUAUACAGGGGUUGGAUAUUCGAUGACAACCAGGAAAAUCCAAGGUGGGUUUGGGUGCUGAAGAAGGAUCCAACGGUCAAGCCGGACAUCUAUCCACCAUACGACAGCAGGUGGAGACACACAGGAGCUAAGAGAAUGGAAGACAAGGAAACCGGUUUCAUCGUCAAACCAAUGUUGGAUGAUGYGRUCAUACAGGACDAUGAGCAGAGAYUGAAGCUCAUGGAGGAACUACAUGAGGUCGGUAAAAACKCGGAAUUGGCUUUCUUGGAAAAUGCACAAGUCAGAGCACARCAGCAGGAGCAGACAAGAGGCAAGGAGGRCAGGUCAAAAGACAUGGAGGAGGGCGAGGGAGACARMAUGGACUGYGAAGAARGAAGGAAGGGGGGAACARAGGGAGGAAGUUUCUCCACAAAGAGGAAGGGAGAGUCAAGAGGAGAAGAGGGAUCUAAUGCUCAAGAAGGAGAGUCGCAACAGGGAAAAAGGAGACAAAAGACCCAAUCAGGGGAAGGGGCCACCACAGGAGAGGAAGAGGAAGAGGGCAGAACAAGCAUGGAUUCAUCAGAGACUUCGGGCAAAGAUAGUGAGGCAGAGUCAACCUCACAUGACUUGACCUCAAAGGGCACCAGGGCAGGAGAGGAAGGGACAGGCAUUGCAGAUAAGAGAGAGGACUUGACACACAAGGAUCAUCUAGGGGGAUCAUCACAACAGGAAGAGGACAGAGGCAGAUCUCAGGGGGCCCAGGGACAUAUAACAGCGGAGGAAGAACAAAGGGUAAGAGAAAGAGCAGGAAGGAGAGGCAUGCAAAACACUGAGAACAUGUCAGUGGAACAGAUACUUCAGGCAGAAGAGGACCAAAGAGAGGGUUCACCAGACACAAAAGGCGAAGCUUCAUCAGAAGAGGAUGAGGAAGAGGAGGAGGAUGAACAGGAAGACGCUGAUGUGGAGGAUUGCACAACAGAACGGUGGGUAAAAGAGGUGGAGCAACUGGAAUGGGGGAGGACGAUUGAGUGUGAAAUCAGGCUGGACCACUACAAACACCUAAGGAACCUACAACAAGCCACUCAAGCAAUGGAAGACAUUACGUCAGAGAACAGGUUUGAACUGCUAAGGAGGGAGGGAGAAGUCAAUGAGUUCUACGCAUCUCAGUAUGCAAGACAGUCUUGUACAGUAAGGAACGAUAUACACUUACAGCAGGAGGAAUAUGAGAGGAUAUUUCAAUGGCCAAAGUCCUAUCAUAACAAGGAAAGGAAGAGGGACAGCAAGAAACGAAAGGCUCAAGCGGUAGAGGACCAAAGCAUUACAGUGGAGGGAAGAAAUGACCCAAUGGAGGGACCUGCAAUGGAAGAAGAACAAGGGAAGGGAGAGAGUGAAGAGGAAGAGAUCCAAGAUUUGAGAAGGCAAGCCGCGAUUUUGGUUGUGCAGGUGAACCUGCUCAAGGACGAGAACAGGGAAUUGGAGGACGACACAGUGAAUGUACAAAAAAUAGCGACAGGACAGUGGAAAGAGAUUGAAGCCGCGGCCAGACUGAAAUCCAAAAACGGGAGGAGGAGAAGAGUAGUCCUUCCAUGUCGAUGGAAUGCAAGUCACUCGGACUGGGAAGUGGCAAUCUACCAAUCCUUACAGAUGAUAACAACCCCGACUGAGGAGUGCUCUGGCUCGGAGCUUCAGAAACUAAUAGGGGGAGAGGUGCCUGCUCGUGCAUUCAUACUGAGGGAGGGAGGAGUGGAGCCGAUGGCACUAGGAGAGGAAGGAGAGGAGGGGAUAAUGACAGAUUUCGGUCCACUGCUGCUCCAAAUGGGGACCGAUGCUGAGCUAAGAGAGGGCUUGAUGUGGAUGCCUUGGCAAGUGGUGGAAACCAUUCCCUAUGGGUUGAUUGGGGGGGAACUAGGAGCGGAAUGGGUUGCAAGGUGCACAGCGGUAGCGACAAAAGUGGAGGCGUUUGCUUGGAAGCCAGACUUCUUCGAGAAGAGGCUCUGGCUUAAGAUUGCAUGAACAUUGUAGCUGUCCAGAGGAUGCAUGUGGAACCUAAGGGUCGACUUUGUCAUUCCACAUCAUCAAAAGAGAAACAAAAUCAUGCCUUGUUA